AUGUCAGACGCUGACGCAAGCGAACUAUCGAGAAAGCCAAAGGUCCUAGUUGCAAGCUUUGACGGUACCGCAGGGCUUUACGAUGCGAUGAAUACGAAUGUCGUCAAAUUCGUCUCAUUGUUAAAGAAAGAUACAGAUAGCCAAAUCUGCUAUUACCAGGCUGGUGUUGGAACGUAUUUUUCUCCUGGAGUGGUGUCACCCAUGUUCAUUUGGCUCGCGAAGAUCUUGGAUGAGGCAUUUGCAUGGUACUUGGAUGCCCAUGUCAUGGAAGGUUACAGGUUCUUGAUGGAUAACUACCGGCCUGGUGAUAAGAUUUGUCUUUUCGGCUUUUCUCGAGGAGCAUAUACCGCACGUGCGUUAGCGGGAAUGUUGCACAAGGUUGGGCUGCUUCCAAAAUCCGACAUCCAACAAGUUGGCUUUGCCUACAGUGCAUAUAAGCAGACUGGUGUACAAGCAGAUGCGCUUGCUGCAGGAUUUAAGCAGACGUUUUCGCGUGACGUCAAGGUAGAGUUCGUGGGAGUCUGGGACACUGUACAAAGCACUGGGCACCGCGUUAAAUUUCUGCCAGCACUUUACCAUCGGCCCCAUACAAAUACACCUGAUCCGGAAUACCUCGAGUUGUCAAGAUUAUCUGAAAUUGUUGCAGUUUUGGAAGACAAUGUUUCCGAUGAAAUUGGUUCACAGCGGAAUAAGCUCCCUCAAGCUGAGAAACGUGCGAAGAAGUUUGCGAGGAAGCUGAAGUUUCAAGGGCUGAAACGUGGUUUUGCUAAGACGAUCUUGCGCCAGCGGAGCAAAAUUGUCGCUGAGAGUGUUAGGGAAACUAUCGUCGUCAAGGGUCAGACAAGUGUGGAAAUACUUGAUAUUCCUGACAUAGACCCGACACCGCCAUCAGAUGUUAUGGAAGUCUGGUUCCCGGGAUGUCAUAGUGACAUAGGUGGCGGAAAUGUUGAGAACUCUGUCAAGGUCUCAUUGGCGCAAGUCACUCUUCGCUGGAUGGUUGAGCAGGUCAUCCUGUCUAACUGUGGCAUCACUUUUGAUGAAGAAGCUCUUGAGCGUAUCGGCAUGCCAUUAUCGAGCUUUCCUGUUUCGCAGACGCCUCCUACUACUGAGGAUCCGACCAGCAAAUCACAACCUAUCGAUGCUGUUUCGCCUUUCGCAGAAGUACCCUUAGCCGCCCCUUCUAGCCCUCCCACUGAUCCCCCCGCCACACCCUCACCCCCAAAUCCCCAAACUUGCGAUGCUCUAGCUCCUUUGUUCGACGAGCUGCAGCUCCAGAAGGCUUGGUGGCUUCUUGAAAUCCUGCCCCUUCCAUCCGCAUGGCAAGAUGCGCAUGGCAAGUGGCACAAGAAAUGGAGGUUCCAUCUGGGCAAAGGUCGCGCUAUUCCCUACCAGCAUCCCAAAUUUCAUUCAUCCGUCAAGGAGCGGAUGGACUAUACACCCUUGAAGUAUGAACCAAGAGCGAUAUACCGACACGAUCAAGUGGUUUUUGUGUGA
Molecule: messenger RNA, 1494 nt
Organism: Suillus subaureus
Lineage: Eukaryota; Fungi; Basidiomycota; Agaricomycetes; Boletales; Suillaceae
Exons: 10
Coding region: 1-1494 (497 amino acids)
Source: RefSeq, a predicted model, not a curated record